Molecule: messenger RNA, 687 nt
Organism: Cadophora gregata
Lineage: Eukaryota; Fungi; Ascomycota; Leotiomycetes; Helotiales; Ploettnerulaceae
Exons: 3
Coding region: 1-687 (228 amino acids)
Source: RefSeq, a predicted model, not a curated record
AUGUCCUGCACUUCAUCUCCAUCUCGCACUUCCUUUGGGGAGCAAACUAUCUUUGCUUUCCAAGACCUCUUCGUUCUUCCAUCAGAUGUCACUGCUGGAAGAACAUCUGCCGCAGAUGCCUCUCACUAUGGCCGCACCUUUACAUCUGGCAAUGGUUCUCCCUUCUACACUCGGGCCCUGAACGUUGGAGCCAAUGUCGACUUGCCAGGGAACAAUGGCACUGUCGAUGAGACUGCGGAUUACUUCGAUGAGGAGAGCAACGAGACGUACUCGUCCGCAACUUAUCCCCCAACCGAUAAGGAUUUACUCUUCUUCAACAACUCCACCCAAGCCCUUCCCAUCAUCGAGAGCGAUUUCUUCGAAGAUGCCGAUGCAUGCACCGACAGCCCCGUUGCUUCAUACCAGCCAGCGACCAAGGCCGAACAAGCGGAAGAAGAGGACAUCUUUGUAGACGACGUUCCCUCGUACGAUCUCACUGAGAACAUCGAAGAGGCACUUGAGGACAUUGAGAUCCGUUCGCAAGACAAUUACUUCUCGGCAGAGUUCUCGCAGUCCAUCGAGCAAGAGACUCUUCUCCAGGUCUGGCAGUACGAUUACCAGCGACACGAGUGGAUUGCACUUAAGUUCCAUCAACCUCCUUACACCACCGAGGCAUACAGUGUACCAUACACGACGGAACACCAAUGA